AUGAGGGGCCGCCUGUCGACGACGUCUUCUACGUGCAGCCUCGCCCGCCCGCCGUCGUCCUCGUCGUCGCACCCGUCCGAGGCGGACUCGCUCGCCGCCCUGCUGUCGCCGUCCUCUCGCGCCGAGCCCGACGCCCUAGCACUGCCCUGGCACUCGACCGUGACCACCUACUCCAAGCUCACCCACGGCCCGCCCGCAGACCGGCUGGUCGCCCUGCCCGACCCCGCCGGAUGCUCGUCCAGGUCUCGCCUCCAAAAAGCCCCGCCGUCGCCCGCCAUCUCGCGCCUGUCCUGCGCCGGCCUGUGGCCCUCGAUCCUGCCCGCCAGUCUGCUCUGGUUCGUCGUGUACGGGAAGCGCCAUCUGCCCACCGGCACCGUGCCGUCUUGGUCGUGGGCCUCCAUCUCCGGCGGCUACGUCUCGUGGGACGCCCUGUGGCCGCGGAGCGAGGUGCCGUGGCCGCUCGGCCAGAAGCCCGAGCAAGCACCAUCUCUCGCCCACGAUGCGCCGCCGCCCCAGCAGCGCGGCUUCCCACGCCUGGACGGCAAGCUGCGCAUCCUGCGCGCGCGCUCCCGCUCCAGCGAGGACGGCGGCCCCGUCACCGUCCCCAUCAAGGGCGUCAUCACCCUCCGCUGCACCCUCUGCCCCGUCCUGGCCGUCGCCGACAUGCGCGACUGCGACCGCACCAUGACCGGCGGCCGCGUCUUCCAGGGCUGCAUCAUCGCCGACGCCCGCGCCCGCAAGGCCGUCCGGGCCGGGCUCGAGCUGCCCGACCGCGACUGGGUCGCGACGCAGCUGCGCGUGUGGGAGGAUCUCGGGUGGAGCAACGACCAGCUGAAGCUGCUGUUCGACCUGAGGCUCUCGCCCGCCGAGUUCGCCGCCGUCAAGUACGAGGUGCUGUACUGCGUCAGGUUCUACGAGUACGCCCCGAGCUCCGUCUCCUGGGGCCAUCAUGACGGCCUGCUGCUGAGGCGGAGGGCGGGUUCGACCAACGAUGAGUACGAGCGCGUCGGCUUGUGGAAGUGCACCCAGAACUCCAUGUUCGAUGACAAAUAUCAAGUCAUCAACCUGGUUUGA
Diplodia corticola is the source of this 1074-nucleotide messenger RNA. Its product is annotated as het domain protein pin-c3. The record is from RefSeq and is a predicted model, not a curated record. The transcript has a single exon. Lineage: Eukaryota; Fungi; Ascomycota; Dothideomycetes; Botryosphaeriales; Botryosphaeriaceae. Bases 1 to 1074 code for a protein of 357 amino acids.